Messenger RNA from Fonsecaea multimorphosa CBS 102226, 2907 nucleotides. RefSeq lists its product as uncharacterized. The record is from RefSeq and is a predicted model, not a curated record. Lineage: Eukaryota; Fungi; Ascomycota; Eurotiomycetes; Chaetothyriales; Herpotrichiellaceae. The transcript is spliced from 4 exons. The coding region runs from base 1 to 2907 and encodes 968 amino acids.
AUGUCGGCCAACGCUAUAUCAGCCGCUUUUGAGGCGGGAAUAUUUGAAGAGAAUGCCUCACAGAAUCGUGGCUGGACAAAUCUGCGCCCCAGGAUUGAGAGUAUGUUGGAAAAGGCUGACAACAGGACGACUCUCUUUGUAGGUGCGGCAGCCUCCUCCUUCAAGCCGACUGCCUAUCCGACCUGGGGUAAAUUCAUCGAGCUCUUGUAUAGCUCCCUGAUUGAUGUUGCGUCUGCGGAGCUUGAAAACGACCGCACUGAGGUCAGGAACGAACUCAAGCAAUGCAUCGCCGGAGCGCUCCAGUGGGGCAGACCCGACCGAGUACCCAACUACAAGGUCACCGAAGUCAUUGCACGUCGCCUGGGAAAGGACUACCUUCGCCUCUUGAGCGCGUUUAGGACACAACAGAGUGAUGAUGGCUGGCUAGUCAACGACGCACAUAGGUGGGUAGCAAAAUGUCUCAUGGAUGGGAGCACUGCCGCAGCCGUCACAACAAAUUUUGACGAUUGUAUUGAACGCGCGCUCGAGAAUGCUCAGGCAAACAUCUAUCGGCUCACUGGCAACCGCCACGUCGAUGGCCCGGAAAUCGUCGAGCGCAUGCAAGACACUACCAAAAGGCUAAUUCUGGUGGUCAGCGGCCCUCAGUCUUGCCAGUUUGCACAGGCUUUGCUUCCUCAGCUUGGAAAAAUGGUGUCAUUAUUGUUCAAGCUCCAUGGAUCCUGUUACGAGGAGGAAUCCUGCAUAGAUACCCGGUUGCAGAGACAACAAGGCCUUCCGUCUUACGCAGUCGACAUUCUGGAUACUCUUAUCAAGGAAAGUGUGUUCUUUCUUGUCUGCUACAGCGGUGGUGAUUUGAAUGACAACACGGACUACCUUCGAAUGGUACAUAACAAGGAAACAGCACGGCUUGUAUGGCUUCAAAAGCGCUUCAACGAAGUCGAGCCCGGCCUCGAAGCACUUUCUCGCGUGCUGCAGACCGCAGAUACUGCCGACCAUGGUCUCUGCCUUCUGCACGGGUCAAUGCGUGGAGAACAGGUGGAAUGGGAUGCAGAGCCUCCCGAGUUUGUGAACGAUGUCUUCAGUUGGAGUGCCCGUCUGGGAUCCUCCUGGUGUAAACUUGUUGUCCUUGAUCUGAUCGAACUCUGCAAUGGAGCUUCAACUCAACGCCUUAGCCUCGAGAAACUUGGAUUCUCGGGAAGCCAGCGACAGGAUUGGAAUGACGUUCUUGAAGAUGAGUUGGGAGAGUUUCUUGAACAAGAUCAGUUUGUAGCUGCUCGAAAAUGCAGCAAUGCCGCCGAACUACUCCACAGCAUCCUAGCCGAUGAACUAGACGAGAAUCAACGCGCUUUAGUCUGCCCCCAAGUCAAUCAGCAAUGUUCAAUAAUCAAAGUGUUGCACCAGAGUUUCAACAGCAAUUUGGACAACCAACAGUCGCACGCCCAAUCGUGGGUCAUUAGCUCAUUGUACGGGCUUCUGUUGUUUUGCGGCAAACAGCAACGCGCCGCCGGUGAAGCGCUAGCUUUUGCUCAGAAUUUUGCGUAUCUGGUCGGCGAUUUGCAGUCGUCUAAGUUGAUUGAACAGCUCAUUCAUGCCCUGAAAAUAAAGAGCCGCUCUAAGUCUGGAGAGCAGCCAACAGGGCAGAAGCGCGAGGACUCAGCACUCACCGCCUUUAUUCCUUCUUUGGACAAUGUCAACGCAAAGGCCAACUUGUACGGAGUUCCGCCGUCGCUGUUCUUUCGUGCUCUUUUGCACCGUGCGAUGCUCUUCGCAGACAGAAUCGCCAUUCCGCCACAAUUGCUCACUAACUCGAAAGAGUUUGUGGGUGAAGUCCUCUUCGGCGGCACAGAUGAAGCAAAAACCUUCUACCUGAGCUUCCUGUGCCCCAUUGUGCCCGAAACCGGGGAUCAAGACGAAGCCAGAUCGUUGUUAUCGGGUUAUCGGCGGAACACGGCUGGGGACUUCAUCUCUGAAGGGUUCAUGGAGAGCUAUGUGAAAAAGUUGGAAGAGUACUUUCACUCCACUGACAAUGAAAGUCGGUUCAUCUUUUACUCGCGUGCCGGGAUCGCCGACAGAUAUAACCAGCACGUACGUGGUCAGGAUUCAGUUCCGGAAGAUUUUGAGCAAGCGGACGAGGAGCUCUUGGCUGACGUUGUAGACACCAUCAUCACGGUCGUCAAACUUUUCAUACAGAACAACAAAGGGCCAAUAGAUCGCUCAAAGCUCUAUUACUUGAGCGGUCUCUUCGCCAAGGUCCUUGACGACCAGGAAGCGGUCUUCAAGCAUCUGCGAGAAGACGUCGACCCCGAAAUUUCUUUCCGCCUUACAUCGGGCCGAGCGAAAUUGCUAGAGCGGCCGUGGAUCGCUGGGCCACUUUGUCACGAACUAUUCGACGUACCGUACGAGUGCAACCUGCCAAUUCACUUCACCAUAAGCUCAACUUCGCCCAACAAUGCUAUGUUUGUUGAAGAGCGCGAGAUGGCUUCCUGGAGAUUCAUGGCUGAAUUGUCAGCCGACAAGUCAGCCUUUCAGAUCAAUGACGAUGCCGUCUCUCUGGAACCACCCGCUACACUAUCCGCCCUCCUCCUGGGACAGGCCUCGGAACAAGACCUCAUUGAAGCCCGAGACGCGCUUUCGGAGGUCCGUGCAAAGCUGGCCGCUGAUGAGCCACUCGAUGCGGCAAGUAGAGGCCUGGUCGCACGGGAGCUGGCGACUUUCGGGAAGGCUGCCAUCGACGUGGAAAGCGAUCCCAUCACUGAGCUUGCGGUGAUUCCCGAGCAGCUUAGGGCAUCACUCCAAAACUUCUUGAGGCAUUGCGUCUUCUUGGUUCGGAAAGGUGCUGCGCUGGAUAGGAUGUACGAGGAGCCGGUGUUUUCAUUGCCAGGAGCGCUCAGGCUGGAAAGGGCGUGA